Molecule: messenger RNA, 489 nt
Organism: Rangifer tarandus platyrhynchus (Svalbard reindeer)
Lineage: Eukaryota; Metazoa; Chordata; Mammalia; Artiodactyla; Cervidae
Source: the annotation of a GenBank genome assembly
AUGUCUCUGCAGUUCCUGCGGCUCCUCAAGUCUCCCUCCAACCGCUUAGCCCGUGCCUUGCCGACCCUGGGAUCGCCGGCAAUCUGCUUGUCCGGCGAGCUCCACUGGCACGCGCACACACGCGAGGCCGGGCGCGAACUAGUGGCCAAAGGGAAAGGGAGCGGGGCGCCACCCGACGCGGGAGAGGAAGCCCGCGAGGGUGAGGUAUGGGCGGGGUGGCGGGAUGCGCGAAGGGGCCGCGACCCCGGAUCCGGCAGGCCUGAGCGCGACGCUAGGCGCGCGGAGAUGCAGACCCUCCGGCGGCUCCCGGCGCCCCCUGGCGGCCAGUGGGGCCGCGCGGGCUCUCGAAACAAUGCCUCCGACCGCGCGGGCCGAGGGCAGCCUGGGUCCCCAGCCUCUCCCGGGCACUCGGCCGCUCACCGCCCCGAACCACCCCCACUGGCUUCCAGCUCCUUGUUUCCCAGGCUCUUGACCGCCGAGGGCGUCUGA